AGUCUAAUAAUCGCAGAGCAGAUCGUAAAUUUUCUCCAGAAGUCUCCAGAAUAUUCAAUCUAUCGAGUACUUGUUUUCUCUGAGAAAAAAUGGCAACUGAACCCAAACCCGCAACUGAAGACGUGAAGAUCGACUUGUUCGAGGAUGACGAUGAAUUUGAGGAAUUUGAAAUCAAUGAAGAAUGGGAGGACAAGGAGGAAGGGAAGGAAGUGACACAGCAGUGGGAAGAUGAUUGGGAUGAUGAUGAUGUCAAUGAUGACUUCUCUUUGCAGCUGAGAAGGGAACUUGAGAACAAUACUGAGAAGAACUAAGCUGUGAACUUAUCCAGCAACAUUGGCACUCAUUAUUUCCCUUUGCAUUUCGUUCUUGUUUGAAUUCUUGAUCGAUGGGUAGUGUUUUGCUUGCAAAUUAAUGUAUGAGCUAUAACUCUUUAACCUAGAAGCUUGGUCCAAAGUGUUAAUCCUAAAUUCUGAUACUAUAAUAUUCAUGGUUUUGUGAAGUAGACGCCUUUCAGUCAAUGACUUG
Messenger RNA from Rubroshorea leprosula, 525 nucleotides. NCBI's taxonomy places the organism in Eukaryota, Viridiplantae, Streptophyta, Magnoliopsida, Malvales, Dipterocarpaceae. The record is from the annotation of a GenBank genome assembly.